AUGCGUUACCCUCGUCCGCAGUUCACUAAUGGUGGAUUUGUCCAUCUAAAAGAAGACGAUUUCCGUCUCAACAGGUUCAAUAGCAGGAUGCGAUUGCAAUCGACGUCGUCGGGUCUUCGCAUGCUGUUCGCAUCACGAAAAGGUGCCCUUGAUGCCUUCGAAGUUGCUAAGCCGGCAAUGAGUCACACCUUUGCUAAACUUCUUCAUUGCUUCUCUAAAAUCAUCGGAGAAUCUGAGUUAGUCCUGUACUGCGCAUUCAUGAUGCUGGAAUUCCACAUUGCGGAUAAGCAGAGAGCAACGGACAACGCAUUUUCGAGACAGUAUAUAUUUCAUCUGCUGAAGAUGUAUCCGACGCUAGUGAGGUUAGAAGUUGUGCGAUUAGGCCUUCCAAGGCUCUGGGGAUCUGGUCUGAAUGAAAACGCUGAGGAUGAGAUAGCAAGCUGUGAAUAUGACUAUUUUAGUGAGACCAGUGAUGAAAGCGAUUCAGAAACCACUGGUUCUUCAGUCAGAGAGGACGAUGAACUUUCAAUGCGAUACAGAUCUCCCAGUUCUUCUCAGGAAAGUGUUGUUGCAGCAGACCGAAUGUUGCCGCGCUCUACAGGAGAGCACCUUUCGUCGUUCCAACCGUCAAUCAGCGAGAAAAGAGAACUUCACAGCGCGCAAUACACGGUAAGAAAGAUGUCCUUUGCUAUUCUCCUCCCGUUUCUUUUGUAUAAUGUAUAA
Molecule: messenger RNA, 723 nt
Organism: Cooperia oncophora
Lineage: Eukaryota; Metazoa; Nematoda; Chromadorea; Rhabditida; Trichostrongylidae
Source: the annotation of a GenBank genome assembly